Molecule: messenger RNA, 3827 nt
Organism: Mya arenaria
Lineage: Eukaryota; Metazoa; Mollusca; Bivalvia; Myida; Myidae
Product: ras and EF-hand domain-containing protein homolog
Exons: 17
Coding region: 767-3064 (765 amino acids)
Molecular function (GO): calcium ion binding; GTPase activity; GTP binding
Source: RefSeq, a predicted model, not a curated record
UUCAAAACUUCAACAUAUCCACUUAGUUGAAACUUUCAAACUUUCGAAACAUGAAAGACUAUAAAUCUUGUAAAUUGAUAUCUAUCAAAUACAACAAAUGAUUACCUUAAGGGAAUAUACGGGAAGCUGGGUUUGAGUUGGAUUAUUUGUAUAUGUAUGUAUGUAUAGUUUGCUUUAUUCAAGUGGGCGAAUACUUUAAAUCACACCUGUUGAACAAUUGAUGAAAAGAUAAUUUUAUCGGUAAUGGAGUCUAAUUUAAGUUAAAAUGGUACAUAUGCGGAGUAAACCUUACAUUUAUGAUACGUUGGAUAAAUCGAACUAUCAAUAUAUAAGAUUAAAGAACACCGAAGAAAUGUCAUUUAAUGCAGAUCUACAUACCAAAAGGAUAAUGGAGCUAUGAUAAAACCCUUCAGCAAGGGGUAUAGAUAAGGAGAUGGGUUGGUGAAUUACAAUGGUUGCUGUAGAAAUCUUCAAGUACCCUGAGCCAGGGACACAUGAUUGUAUGGGCGAACACAUUAGUGAAUCUUAUCAAGUGAUAUAUGUUCAAUUUUCUUGAAAGAAAUUAGCUCUCGAUAUUAAACAUCCGUAAGGUCAUACAAGUACUUUCAAUUUUGAGAAAUGUAUAUUUGAGGUGAAAUCAAUAAUCAUUAGCAUAUAAAUCCACAAUCGUGAUAUUUUUUCUGGUGAACUAUGCUUUUAUUAUGAUGAUAUCAUGUGAUUUUAAACAAGAAAAAUGUGACAGAACAUUUGCUUGACUCAUAAUGGGAUGAAGAUCAUGUCGUCUGUCACCAAACAACCACUUCAGAAGAAACGCUCGUUCGGUCUCGUUUCCCAGAACUCGUUUGAGCUCGAUGCCACGAGACUUCUCGCGAUAAUCUCGGGAGAAGAGAACGGUAACCCAGGCAACGAAAAAGAUGUGAAAAUAACUCGAUCGACACUGGCAAGGAUCUCAAAGGACCUUAACCUGACGGAUCAGGAAGUAGACAUUAUCUUCACCGCACUUGACAGUGACGAGGAUGGAGUGAUUACGUCAGAGGAACUCCGUAAGAAGGCGCUGGAACGGGAAAACCCCCUUGUGUUUGAAAAGUGCCCGGAUGAAGUGGAUACCCUCUCAGAACUGGGUGAUGACCUCACAUUAUUUGCUGAUGAUUGCCAGGAGCAGGUUGUUGAUUUGUAUCAGCAGUUACACCAGACCAGAAAUCCGACUCUCCUCGAAACGUUCGAGGCCGUCAUCCUCAGCGUCCUCCGCGACCUCAGACAGCAGACCGUCGAGAAUGACAGAUUGGAAAAAUCAUUCAAAAGAGAAAAGGAGCAGCACGAGCGCCACAUGCGGCAGAUGGAGGACGAGAUGGAGGUCCAGGUACAGCGAGUGGAGCAGCGGGCCAGGCACUCCGAGGAAGAGAAGAAGGAGGCGGAGAUGGCUUCUAUGCGGGAGAAGGUUCAGGAGGAGAUAACCAUGCUCCAACAAAAUCUAAAGAAACUGCAGCAGGAGGGACCGGAAGUGAAAAAUAGCGAAAUCGAGGAGCAGUUGCUGCACCUAAAGGGCCAGGUGGAGGAAAUGACAUUUGCCAACCGACAGCUCCGCUCUGAUCUGACAGACGCACAGACGAACCUCGCAUUAGUCAAGGGGGAACUAGCUAACACCAAACAACAGAUCAGCGACAAGGCGCAUGAGGUUGAAAUGGAGAAGGAGACAAUCUGCGAGUACCAGCGAGAACAGGAGAACCUCACUCGCCAGCUCCACCUCCUACAUGACGCAAACAAGCGCUUGCACGAUACAAACGACGACCUCCGGGAGGCCAUGGAAGCAGCUCGCCGGGCCUCUCCCAUCCGACAACAGUCUGUCUCGUCAAACGCGAGCACGGUGCGGACGACGAACACGAUGCCGGACUACAGGCGAGGCUCCCUGAUGAGCGAGUACUUCCAAAGCACACCACUUAUCCGGUCACGGAUGGGUUCCACGACUUCCCUGGUGGAGGAGCCGGAGCCUGCGCCCGUGAACGUUCAGCAGCUGGGCCGUGGCGCCCCGCGGCAGGUGUCCGUCAAGCUGCCACACCAGGACACGUGCGAGUCAGACGGCGGUGUCCUCGAGGAUAUAGACAGUGGCCACUCGACGUUACGGGAGGGGAAUGACGUAGAUGGUGAGCAGGACACGGCCUUCUUACAGGACGCCGAGACCAUGCAUCGGCUGCUAGCCGCCAGACGCACCCGCCGUCCCCGUUCUAGUCAACCGACUCUACUCGAGGACGAGACCCUUGAUGACACAGAAACAGAAUCUGAGUUUCCACAGGAGCUAGGCGACGGACGUCUCUACCGGCACGUGUUGAACGACAGCCGCCGCCUCGGAUCCGCCAGCAGCCGGUCGUCAUCCUCGCGCAGCUCACGGUCACGUGACGCCAACCGACGUCAAAGCACGUUGACGCAAGACAACACAGCACGACUGAGCAAGGAGCCUGAGCGGAUGUUCAAGGUGGUUCUGGCCGGGGACGCUGCCGUCGGCAAGUCGAGCCUCAUCAUGCGCCUUUGUAAGGGAAAAUUCUACGAGAAUCUCAGUUCCACGCUCGGCGUGGAUUUCCAGACGAAGAUGAUCGAGCUUGACGGCCGCACGGUGGCGCUGCAACUCUGGGAUACAGCGGGCCAGGAAAGAUUCCGCAGCAUCGCCAAAUCCUACUUCCGGCGUGCUGAUGGCGUGCUCCUGCUAUAUGACGUGACGUACGAACGCUCGUUCAUGAGCAUCCGGGAGUGGAUGGAUUCUAUUGAGUCUUCACAGGACGGGUCGAUCAAGAAACUACCCAUAAUGCUUUGCGCGAACAAGACGGACAUGCGCACUGAGGCUGACCAGCAGGGCCGGAAGACCGUCAGCUAUGACGACGGACAGAGGCUUGCUAGGGAAUACUGUGCCCUGUUUAUCGAGACAAGCGCCAAAGACGGCACCAAUAUCGGGGAGGCGGUCAGUGAACUGACCAGACUGAUGCGGGCCAAUGAGGACCUGGAGGUAAAGACAUGCGGCUUGCAACUCCACGACAAGGCGGCGGAGCGGAACAAUGGAUGCUGCAGCCGCUGAUAAACCAACCCCUCUCCCCAAAAUCUCUCCCCCAUUCCCUACUUUACAGUUAGCACGCCAAAUGCUUUUUAUCGGCAGGCUUAAAUAAGGGGUUCGAAAAGUGAUGAACAUAACGUAAUUGUGAAGAUGUGGAUUAUUAGAGGAUUUCUCUUGUUAAGACAUGGCACAUUAUGUGUACCCUGGUGUUUAUUUGACUCGUAAAUCUAUAAUUUUAGUGAAAAAUGAACAUUUGCGAUUCCCAGCAGGCAUAUAGGAUAUGGCUUGUAAGGGAACCAGUGGUAAAAUGUACCAGAAAUAUUGACUAUUUGGUGAAUAAUAUUUAUAUUGUUAGAAUUGUAUCCUUUUACAUUUUGCAAUAUAACAAUUUGCAAUAUCAUUUUCAAUAUGUCUUCCAAAUUCCGAAUGUACAUAUAAUGGUUAAAUGUAUAUAUGAACAUGUCUUCACACAUAGUAUAUUCUUUACACUUUUUAUUUAUUGUGUGUUUGUUGUUAAGAAUGAUUUUUUUUUCUUUCUAGUCUUCCAUUAAGAAAAUAAUGUCCUCUCAUUGAUAAUAUAUGCAUUAUUCUUCACUUAUAAACAUACCGUGUGCUUGAAUUCUGCCCUUGCUCUUUUGGGGCCUAAACUUCAUAAGAAAUACAAGAAGGUCAAACGAUUAUAUAAACUAUUGUACGGUAUGAUCUUAAAUAUACAUAAUGUGGAUACAGUUGCCUCAUAUAUUGUCUUAUUACGAUGGUGAAAUAAAUUGCAAGAGUCUACAGCUUA